AUGACCAACGAUAGCAGCAAUAGCAUUAACAAAAAAGACAACCACAACAACCUGUCGCUUCCGAGCAUCCAUUCUACUGGAUACAAUGCUAAUAGUUUAGCAGACACGCCGCUCUUUUAUAGUCGACAGCAAAACAUCAAUGAACCUAUCCCUAAUCGAAAUAGUGGAUCAAAUAAUACACCAAAUGUGAUUAUACCGCCAUUGAGACCUCCAUUUACACAACCACCACCACCACCACCACCACCACCACAACAACAACAACAACAACAACAACAACAACUAGCAUCGAGUAUUCCUUUUCCACCACACCACUCGUUGAUGUCGCUACCACCGCCAAUUACUUCGGCCAUGAAUGGUUAUGGAACUCCACCAUCGAGAAUAUCCAAUAACCAUAGCACUAGCAAUAGCAGCAUGGGCCAUUCUUCAUUUGGUGACCUCAUUGGGUAUCCAAAAUUUUACAGUGUAGGUCAGAAUAAUGGAUACUUGCACCAAACUCAAACUUACUUUCCCACGGAGCAACCACAACCACAACCACAACCACAACCACAACCGCAGUCGCAUUCAUACAGCUUAGGGCAGAACAAUCAGUAUAUACAACCACUGCACCAAAUACCUUUAUCCCCACAACACCCACAGUCCCCGAAACAGCCAAAACAGCCAAAACAGCCAAAACAACAGAAGCAAGUUUCUUUGCAAAAUGAGCAACUGCCGAGUUACACACCUUUUGAAUCCAUCCGUCCAUCACAGCAACAACAAUUACAUCCCCUUAACCAUGAUUGCAAAAAUAACGGAACGAAUCACAAUCAGUACAAACAAUAUAGCCAACCCAACAACGCAACCAACGAGAAUAGUGACCGUGCGAGAAAAGACAAGUUUAGCUCACAGCUGUAUCACAUGGGCAAUCAUUCCGCGUCAAACGUACAGUAUGUUCGACAAUUUCUGCAUCACUUGAAUCCAAGCUAUGCCGUUAACCUCAAAUUCAGUAAAGAUUUGAAUACAAUGACACGAGAUUGGACAGAACAAGAAAUUCACGAUAGAAGAAGACUCGUUGAGUUCAUUUUCACUGACAGUAUUGAUAGUGGUUUGUCAGAUUCAAGUUUGAAUGCAAUGCAAACAAUCGACUUUAAUGUAAUACAUCCUUCAGAAUACGAUACUUCCAAAGCAGUGGUUUCUUGCAUAUAUUGGAGAGAAACAAAUAGAUUUAUAUGCACCUCGGUGGACAUUAUUUCCCUCUUGGAGUACUUGGUCCGUCAAAGUUUUGGUAUCGAAGAAAAAAACAGAAUCAGAAGGAACUUACAGAGCUUAAAACCCAAAACAGUGUCUAGGUCAAGCAGAGACGAUCAAGAGUUUUUCAGCUUAAUAAUGGGUAUGGAGAAUCCGAGACCAAGAAAUAUCGAAAAAGAUUUGAAAGUGUUUAAUUGGAGUGAUUUGAGUAAAGCCAUCACAAAAGUGAUGUCUAAAUACUAUGUUGUAUCUUCACCAACACAACACCAUCUUCCACAACUGCAGGUGCUACAUAACCAUUCUGAUAAUACCAGUAGAGUGUGGUCACCACCGACCAAUGGUAACGCUCAAAUUGCUAAUCUCACCAGCGCGAGUGAAGGCUAUGGUUAUCGCAAUAGUCAUGCAGAGUUUCGGAACAUAAAUGAAAAUCCCCAGGGCAAUAACACACGGUUUCCCAUGCACACUUUGAGUGGAAAUGUAAAUACAAAUGCAAAUACCAGUACAAACAGGAAACUGCAUGAACAUGAACAUGAACAUGAUUAUGAGCAAAGAAUUGGUACAGGAGGCGAAUAUCACGAUAGUGAAGGUUACGUUUCAGGAUCGGGUGAUGCGAGUGGAGCUGAUGAGUCGUAUGUGCCUUACGAGCGACUCAGGCGCUUGAAACGAGAGCACCCAUUGCGAUUUGCAUCUGUACCUUCACCUGGGAUUCCUGGACAACAAGAAACAAGAUUAGCAUUUACUCUGCCCGAAGGUACACAAUAUCGGAACCAAAGUGAUGAUUGCACCAAAACUAAUGGGAAUAAUGAGAGGCUCACGUCCUCAAACCUCUACGCGAAUAAUCAUCAGCCUGGUCUCUCGUUGCCCCCUUUGCGAUCUGCCAUUCCAUAUGAUGCGUACUCUUCCACAGGUUCAAUGCGAGAUACACCCAUUUCGUUGUCUGAGCCAACUCAUUCAUCGUCCAAGAGCUCUAGCACGCCAACAAAUUCCGAGCAAACAUCAACUUCACAGUUCUCGCAUCACAGUUCAAAUGAUUCUUCUUCAAACCAUGGAGACGGCAAUUUCAACCAGUCUCACGCCUUGUCGGCUAGAGCCAAUUCAUCUAAAGCUCUGCAAACUCAAAGUCGUUAUCACCCAGACAACAAUAAAAAUUCGACACUAAACCAACAUUCUGAAGAAUCAUCAAAGAGCCCUUCACCUAGAAAAGCGAACAGAAAUGGAAUUAGGAGGGGAAAUAGAAACAAUGGCGGCAAAAGUAAGAAUACCAAUUUGGGUUACGAAAGAGGUUCGAGUAAUGAAGAUGUGUCUAGUGCCACUUCGGGUGAAAGUUCUUCUGGAGAUCAAUCGCUUUCGAGUGGUGGUAUUAGAGGUGGCAGUAAUAGUAGCGGGUUUGGUUCAUCUUCCUUUUCAGGAGGGAAUUCUGGUAGUGACAGCAGUUCCAAAGACUCGAUGCUAUCAUUGCAAAAAGAUUCCGGUGAUUCGAGCCACAAUUCAUCUCGAUCGAAUUCAUCCAAUCAUAUAAAUGGAAAAUUAUUUGCUUCAAAACUUGAAACACCCAUCAAGGAUAAGGUCAAUACCAACACCAAUGGCAAUGCUAACGUCUAUACCAAGAGCAACAGUAGAAACAACGCAUCCAAAAGUCAAAUACACGAAUUAAUCAACAAUAGCUCCAAUUCUUCAGCCUCAGAAUACGCACUUGAAGAAGGCGGCAAUGAAGAUGAGGAUGUGUCGAUGGAUUCGGAACUCGAAGAUUGCGGUAGCUGGCGCCAGCAUGAAGAAUAUAUGGAUGUGGAUCAAGAUGGCGAGGGAAGAAAUUCGCAAGAUAACUAUAAAUUGAAAAAGAAGAAAAUGCACAAAAAGAAAUUGCAUCAUAACCCCCACCACUCGUCCUCCACGCAGAGUACAAACUAUUUCGAUGAUGCAGGAAAGUUACCUGUAGAUGGUCACAAUGUGAAUGACAGUAAAACUUUUGCUGCAGCACCGCAAACUUACUACAAUAAACUACAAUCACCCAAACUUCCUUCAAUAUCACAAUUGCUCACGUCCGACUUUGAAUCGAGGGAUUCGUCUGUACCACCUGUUUUGUGUGAUGAUAAUGUACCAAAGGAGAAAUUACCAUCUAUUUCAAAAGUUCAAAAAUGGAAGGACUAUUAA
This is a messenger RNA of Lodderomyces elongisporus, 3375 nucleotides long. RefSeq lists its product as uncharacterized. Gene Ontology annotation, cellular component: nucleus. The record is from RefSeq and is a predicted model, not a curated record. The transcript has a single exon. Bases 1 to 3375 code for a protein of 1124 amino acids. Lineage: Eukaryota; Fungi; Ascomycota; Pichiomycetes; Serinales; Debaryomycetaceae.